Messenger RNA from Toxotes jaculatrix (banded archerfish), 1639 nucleotides. RefSeq names its product activating transcription factor 1 (gene atf1). The record is from RefSeq and is a predicted model, not a curated record. Bases 166 to 1098 code for a protein of 310 amino acids. NCBI's taxonomy places the organism in Eukaryota, Metazoa, Chordata, Actinopteri, Toxotidae. Gene Ontology annotation, biological process: regulation of transcription by RNA polymerase II. Gene Ontology annotation, molecular function: DNA-binding transcription factor activity, RNA polymerase II-specific; protein binding; RNA polymerase II cis-regulatory region sequence-specific DNA binding. Gene Ontology annotation, cellular component: ATF4-CREB1 transcription factor complex; nucleus. The transcript is spliced from 8 exons.
AAGUGGUCAGCUAUUUUUUUUUAAGCUGACAUCUUUGUAUUUUUAGCUGUUAGCACUUGCUGCUAAGUAACUUUUCGGGGUAUUCCUUGUGUCAAAGUAUACACACGAACUGCACGAAGUCCACGCUGUGAACAGGAGCAGUUACGCGGCUUUUGAAAAGUUACUAUGGAAGAAGUGCAGCAAGGCAGCAAUGGCACUGAGUCACAGACUGCCACCAUUCCCACUACCAUCACGUCCUCUCAGUUCUCACAGAUAGCCCAGCAGAUGUCCCUGGGUGGUUCUUCAGUGGCUGUUCUACAGCUGCCAGGGGGUCAGUUUCAAGUUCAAGGAGUGAUCCAGUCUGCACAGUCAUCAGUCAUUCAGUCCCCUCAGGUGCAGUCUGCACAGGCCCAGGGUUCAGAUAGUGAAGAUUCACAGGACUCAUCAGACAGUGGAGCAACAGCCCAAAAGACCAGAGAAAUACUGGCGAGGCGACCCUCGUACAGAAAAAUCCUAAAUGAGCUAUCGUCUGAGGAAGUGACACACAUUGAGGGAAAGGACAACAGCCCAGCAUCCACAGGAGUGACAGGUGUUACAUUACCCACCCCAAUAUACCAGACCAGCACCGGCCAGUACAUUACCAUAGCCCCUAAUGGCACAAUCCAGCUGGCAACUCCAGGGUCCGAAGGCAUUCAGGGACUUCAGGCUGUCACCAUGGCCAACUCUGGUGGAGCCCAGCAAGGCACCACCAUCCUUCAGUAUGCCCAGACACCUGAUGGUCAGCAGAUACUGGUGCCUAGCAACCAGGUUGUUGUACAAGGUACAGGGGGAGAGGUACAAACGUACCAGAUCCGCACAGCACCCGCAUCCGGCUCCCUGUCUCAGACUGUAGUUAUGACCUCUCCUGUGGGACUACCUCAGGCCAAGACUGAUGAUCCGACAGUUAAGAGAGAAAUCAGGCUUGCAAAAAACAGAGAGGCAGCCCGUGAAUGUCGACGGAAGAAAAAGGAAUACGUCAAAUGCCUGGAAAACCGUGUAGCUGUUCUUGAGAACCAAAACAAGACCUUGAUUGAAGAGCUCAAAACAUUAAAGGACCUUUAUUGUGUUAAAACAGGAUAACCUGUUUGAAUACAGGUCAAGGAUUGAGACGUUGUGUGGCAGCGGCACAGCUCAGCCAUUUGGACAUGUUGGGGUUUCUGGGAACACUUCAUUUCAGGCUGAGAUCCUCCAGUUUUUCUUGUUUUUUUUUUUUUUUUUUACUCUUUGAUAUAAAAGUGACUUGUGUUCGCAAUGAGAUUUACUCAACAAAUAAAGAAAUUGGCCAUUUUUUCCACCUGCUGUUUUUUAAAAAUUUGCUAAUGCUAUAACAUUUAUAGUUGUGUACAUUUUUAAUACUGGGAGAUUUGAAAUUGUGAGCUUUAACUUUUGAGUCUCAGUUUCUAAAUGUGUCCCUUCCUUUUCUCUUUGUGUUUUUAAAAAUGUUGCUGUUGGGAUUUUUUUUCCCCUUCUAUCAGCAGCUGCAGAAUUAUGACUGUAUAAUUACUACACAGAAAAAAUUCCUGUUUAUUUUUUGUGAACCAGCAGUUCCCCUCAUUUCUCCAGUACAAUUGUCAUUCCUUAUUUUUGUGCAAUGGAAUAUAAAGGGUAACAGAAAAGAUGA